Molecule: messenger RNA, 514 nt
Organism: Medicago truncatula (barrel medic)
Lineage: Eukaryota; Viridiplantae; Streptophyta; Magnoliopsida; Fabales; Fabaceae
Exons: 2
Coding region: 194-514 (106 amino acids)
Molecular function (GO): zinc ion binding
Source: RefSeq, a predicted model, not a curated record
GAAAUAAAUAACCCUAAAUUCCCAAACUGAUUUUUUUUUCAAACACUUCAGAUCUGAGUUCAAAAUUGGAGAACCAUGGAAUGACAAGGAAGCAUAAAUCGCCGAAACAACCGUUCAUACUCAAACAGUGUUACAUCUUAUUCAACUCGACCUAGGGGACAAAAAAUGUGGAUGUGGUAUUCGAACCAUUUUGAUGACAGCUACAAGAGGGAAACAUAUAGGGAGACAGUUCUGGAGAUGUCCAUAUUGGAUGAUGAAGGAUACUUGCAACAUGUUUAUCUGGGCUGAUGAAGUAGAAGAGAUUGAUGACACUGAUGAGAUUGAGGAUGUUGAUGAUGUUGGAUGUAAAGAUGUAAGUGUCAUUGCUUUAGGAAUUGCUGAGGAAUCUAGGAAGAAGAAUGUAAAGCUUUACAAGAGGUUUAACCAAGAAAGGAUGAAAGGAAAAGUUAGCUUGACACUUCUAAUUGUGUCAUUGAUUAUCAAUCUUGUCCUUGUUAUGAAGUUAAUGUUCUAA